UGUGAUGGAGAUGGGGUCGGAGGCGGCGGCGGUUGCGGUUGCGGCGACGACGAAGAGAGAAUGCGAGGCCGAUGCGCAGGAGGCAGGGAGGAAGAAGGCGGCGGGGGUGGUGCGGACGAGGAAGCCGGAUAUCUCGCGGGUGAUGCGUUCGUUCGAUCGGGUCGACGAGCUGAGGCUGAAGCGCGGAGUUGCGAGGCUGAACAAGGAGAACCCCGACGCGCCGCCGAUCGUACUGGAGGAGCUCACGAAGGAGGAGCGGGCGGCGCUCCUGCAGCAAGAGAAGGAGUGGGCGAGGAAGAAGGAGGAGGUGGACCGAGUCCAGCGGGAGGCGGACCGCCUAACGAAGGAAGCUGAGAGGGCCCAGGCGCCGCCACCGCCGCCGGAAGAUCCCAGCAAAGACAAGUGGCAGUUGGAUUAUGACUUCGAACGCCAGCACUUGGAAAUGAAACUGGCAAGGGAGACCGGCUUCUCUGGCUUCGCCUUCGAGGACAACACGCGUAUCCCCGCCAUGUGUUUCACGGACGACCCUAUGCGUGAUCACACCUGUACUUGGAGGACUUUGCAGAUCUUCACCGUCAAGGUAGCAGGAUUAGAGGGCCUACAGUUGCCCCUUGAUGUUUACGGUAUGGUUGCCGUGCGCGACAAACUGGACUACAGUCGCAACAUUAUCUUCAGCCGCACGAGGGACAACUGCCAAACCCUCACUCAACAGGAUCCAUGUUUAGUACUGACAGGUCCUAGCCGUGCUGUCUUCUAUAGAGACAAGGUGUACGUUGAGGCUGUGCUGAAAGUGAAGGGAACCACAGAAUCUGAGGACACCGAUCUAAGCCUUCUAUUCGAGCGCUUCGAAUGCUGCGAAAAGAUGAAUUUGUGCGUGGAUGUUGGAGAGUGCAGACACCGUUCCUGCAUGAGCAGCAUUCUCUACGCCAGCAAACUUAGCACACUGGAGUUCACAUCUGGCCUAGUCGCAUCCUCUGUUGAGGCCACCAUCGCCAUGCAGAUUGUCGAGGGGUCAUGGCCAGAAGGGCUCCGAUGCAAGAUUACCGCCUGUAUUGGCAGUUUGGAUCACAUGGAAGUCUUGCUGCUUGACUCAGGAGAAGAGAAGGUGCCUGUUUCUGCCGCUGACGGAACAGUUGAGCUGUCGCGGCGUGUUGUGUCUGUUGAGAGUUAUGGGCAGUUGAUUGUUCGUGGCAUUAUGCGUCGAGGUGGUGGCGACCAUGGCCAGGUUCUGGCAGAGGGUAAGGCAUCCUUUGUGCCUUUCGAUGCAGGUCGUAGCUGUUGUAUGCUUGGUCUUGGCGUGUGUAAGUUGGAAGUCACGGUUUCCUGGUCACGUAUCCUAUUAUUCCAUCCGGUUGGCGGUUUACCUGUAACCAGCGGAUCAGGGGUGGCUGUUUCUAUCGGGAACUCGUCUUGAAUUACCUGGCGCUAUGCUUUUAAUACAACAUGGAACCCGUAACCGAUGAAUCGCCAUGGGAGGCUGUUGCUAGCAGAAGCCCAUCUGAAACUGCAUGACUUAUGUCAGGAGCUCAUCUGCUGCAAGCAGCGACAAUGCCUAUGUUUGACUGUCGAAUGAUUUUGCUAACUAUGGGGAGUGCAUUUGGCAGAAGAGUCCAAGCCGAGAAUCAUGUUCGGAAGGUGCGAGGGUACAGAAAUAGAAGGAUUGAGGUUUGGCAACACAAUAGCCAUUUCAGUACGGGAGAUUGUGUCUGCGGAAAUGGACACAUACCUUCACAGAGCAUUUGUUGCGGCAAAGUCAGAAACUCUGUGCUGAAAACCCGAAGCAAGAAAAGCUUUUCGUUCAUUCAGAAGCAACGUUACUUCCGUGCUGAAAACCCGAAGCAAGAAAGUUACAAAGUUUGACCAGAUACAAA
Lolium perenne is the source of this 1871-nucleotide messenger RNA. RefSeq lists its product as uncharacterized. NCBI's taxonomy places the organism in Eukaryota, Viridiplantae, Streptophyta, Magnoliopsida, Poales, Poaceae. The record is from RefSeq and is a predicted model, not a curated record.